GAUAAGCAAUUAUGGAUUUAUGGUUAAUACUCGGAAAUUGAAAUUCUCAGGCGAAAACGCAGUAUUUGGCUUACCUGAAACAGGACUUGCUAUAAUCCCUGGAGCUGGUGGGACACAGAGGCUCUCGAGGCUGGUUGGGAGAUCGGUAGCAAAGGAACUUAUAUUCACCGGUCGAAAGAUUGAUGCAAGAGAAGCUGCAACUAAAGGGCUUGUGAACCUUUGUGUUACGGCAGGUGAGGCUCAUGAGAAAGCAAUUGAAAUGGCACAGCAGAUAAAUGAAAAAGGUCCAUUGGCUAUAAAGAUGGCGAAGAAAGCGAUUAAUGAAGGAAUAGAGACGCAUAUAAGUUCGGGUUUGGGGGUAGAAGAGAUGUGUUAUCAGCAGCUUCUUCAUACUCAAGAUCGUCUUGAAGGAUUAGCUGCUUUCGCCGAGAAGCGCAAGCCUCUUUACACUGGCAAGUGAAAACCGCACCUUGCAAGUGAAUGAGUCAUCAUUAGAGUCCAAUCAACUUUAGUUUCAAUAAGCAUUGAAUUGGAUGUUUAUAACCCGAAUGGUUUAGGAUUAUAAUUAUGUGUGUAUGUCACAGUAAGCAAGGAAACACUUAAAUAUCACUGCUUGUGUUUGUGCAUAAGGAGAGAAAAAACAAAAAGGAGGAAAGAGCACACAAGCUAGAAUACUAAAGUUGGUCAAAACUUAAAACUA
Messenger RNA from Camelina sativa (false flax), 700 nucleotides. The record is from RefSeq and is a predicted model, not a curated record. NCBI's taxonomy places the organism in Eukaryota, Viridiplantae, Streptophyta, Magnoliopsida, Brassicales, Brassicaceae.